This is a messenger RNA of Chinchilla lanigera (long-tailed chinchilla), 1221 nucleotides long. It is a transcript of the gene Serpine3, whose product is annotated as serpin peptidase inhibitor, clade E (nexin, plasminogen activator inhibitor type 1), member 3. The record is from RefSeq and is a predicted model, not a curated record. Gene Ontology annotation, biological process: negative regulation of endopeptidase activity. The coding region runs from base 1 to 1212 and encodes 403 amino acids. The transcript has 8 exons. NCBI's taxonomy places the organism in Eukaryota, Metazoa, Chordata, Mammalia, Rodentia, Chinchillidae. Gene Ontology annotation, molecular function: serine-type endopeptidase inhibitor activity.
AUGUUGCCUCCCCUGCCAGUCACCCUCUUCCUCCUUCCCUCCUGCUUCCCGGGAAGAGGAAGCAGUCACCUCCUCCAGGAAGGUCUGCCCUGGCUAAAGACCGAGUUUGCACUCCGCCUCUACCGCAGCGUGGCAGCAGGGAAAAAUGGGACAAAUUUUGUCAUCUCACCCGCUGGUGUGUCCCUUCCACUGGAGAUUCUACAGUUUGGAGCCCAGGGAAACACUGGCCGGCAGCUGGCAGAUACCUUGGGAUACACUGUGCACGACCCAAGAGUGAUGGAUUUCUUACGUGCUGUUUAUACCACACUAUACAACUCCAGCCAAGGCACCAAGACGGAGCUGUCGUGCACCCUUUUUGUACAAGUGGGAACACCACUGUCUCCUUGCUUUGUGGAGCAGGUCUCCUUGUGGGCCAACAGCAGUGUGCAGCCAGCUGACUUCAGCAAAUUCAACACCACCACCCUCCAGAGCAAUGAAGAGGAAUCUGGACAACCCACAGGCAGGGGCCCAGGCGGCCCACCGUGGGAGCAGGCCAGUGCUGUGUCUGUCCAGCUCGCCCUUGUGAGCACCAUGACCUUCCAAAGCUCUUGGCAGAGGACAUUCUCUUCCAUGGACUCACAGCCCCUGCCUUUCACCUGUGCCAGUGGCCUCAUCCUUCAGGUCCCCAUGAUGCACCAGAUGGCUGAGGUCAACUACGGCCAGUUCCAGGAUGCCCUAGGCCAUCAGGUGUCACUGCUGGAGCUGCCGUACCUGGGAAGUGCAGCAAGUCUCUUCCUGGUGCUGCCCCGUGACAGAAGUACACCCCUGGGCCACAUUGAGCCACAACUUACAGCCAGAGUCCUUCACCUCUGGACCAGCAGGCUGAGGAGAGCCAGGAUGGAUGUGUUCCUCCCCAGAUUCAGAAUCCAAAAUCAAUUCAACUUAAAAAGCAUCUUAAGGUCUUGGGGAGUUACCGAUCUUUUUGAUCCACUCAAAGCAAACUUGAAAGGAAUUUCAGGCCAGGAUGGCUUUUACGUUUCUGAAGCAAUCCACAAGGCCAUGAUGGCGGUUUCAGAAGAAGGAACUAAGGCAUCUGCAGCCACAGCUCUGUUGUUGCUGAAAAGGUCUCGGAUUCCUGUUUUUAAAGCAAACCGGCCAUUCCUCUUUUUCCUGAGAGAACCCAGCACAGGGUUUGUCUUCAGUAUUGGGAGAGUUUCAAAUCCCCUGGACUAAAUUAGCAGA